This is a messenger RNA of Trichoderma asperellum CBS 433.97, 2463 nucleotides long. RefSeq lists its product as uncharacterized. Lineage: Eukaryota; Fungi; Ascomycota; Sordariomycetes; Hypocreales; Hypocreaceae. Gene Ontology annotation, biological process: carbohydrate metabolic process. The record is from RefSeq and is a predicted model, not a curated record.
AUGAAGACCUUCAGCGUGCACAUCUUUGGCGCCGCCGUCAUUGUCUUUUCAGGACGUUCUACAUGCACCAACUUCCUGAAUCAUAGCCAGCUACUUGCCGGAUUCGAAGAUCCUGACUGGUUCGAGCAGAACAUCCCCUUCCUUGAUGUUCCCAACCAGCAGAUCCAAGAUGUCUACUACUAUCGCUGGCAGACUUACAAAGAACACCUCACCUACACCAGUGCUCAGUAUGGCUAUAUGCUCAGCGAGUUUCUCGAACCAGCUAGCUAUGGAGCGCCUUACGGAGGUAUCGUAGCAGCCGCGGGACACCACAUCAUCGAAGGACGUUGGAUAAGAGAUCAGAAAUACGGCAGGGAUGAGGUGAAUUACUGGUUGGCUGGCCCUGGGCAGUUUAGCAAGCCGCAAACCGAUGAAUACAAUCUCGAUACCUCUGACUGGGCACAUGAAUACAGCUUCUGGGCAGCCAGCGCCGUGUGGCGCCAGUAUCUUGUAACUGGAGAUGGCGACUUUGCCAUUAGUCAAUUGGAUAAUCUUGUCAAACAGUACCGGGGCUGGGAUAAUCACUUCAACUCAGACCUCGGACUCUAUUGGCAAGUUCCCGUCUGGGAUGCCACCGAAUGCACAGCUGCAUCCUACCAAACGAGUGAUCCUUAUCAUGGUGGUGCCGGGUAUAGGCCAACCAUUAACGGAUAUCAGUAUGGAGACGCUCGGGCUAUAGCAUCCUUGGCCACCUUGAAGGGAGAUACAGCCUUGGCUUCCGAAUAUACGAGCCGGGCCAACGCCCUGCAGACUGCAAUGCAGAAUCAUCUUUGGGAUAGCCAGCGUCAGUUCUUCAUGCAUAUGCAGCGAGACAACAACACCUCUGAGCAGCUGCUCACCACUCGUGAAAUCAUGGGUUACAUACCGUGGAUGUUUGACAUGCCGCAAUCCUCUAAUAUCGCCGCCUUUUCCCAGCUAAAGGACCCCCAGGGCUUUGCGGCCACCUACGGACCUACCACUGCUGAACGACGAAGCCCGUAUUACAUGGACAAGAAUGCAAGCUGCCUUCAAUGGGAUGGUCCAUCAUGGCCCUACGCUACCUCACAAACCCUUACCGCUGUGGAAAGUGUACUACACGACUAUCCGGUGCAGUCAUAUAUUUCUACGGCCGAUUACUUCAGCCUUCUUCUUGGCUACGCCGCCACCCAGUAUAAGAAUGGCGUGCCUUAUGUCGCUGAAGCUCAUGAUCCCGACGCCAAUACAUGGAUGUACGACACUUAUAACCACAGUGAAGACUACAACCAUUCCACCUAUAUCGACAAUGUCAUUGCCGGGCUCCUUGGUCUACGCGGGCAAUCCAACAAUACUCUCACAGUCGAUCCUCUCGUGCCGUCUUCGUGGGAUUACUUUGCGCUGGAAAACGUUGCAUACCAUGGCCACAACGUAACAGUAGUAUGGGACAAGAGUGGUCAGCGCUACAGCCAGGGCUCGGGUCUGAGAAUCUUUGUCGACGGGGCUCUCGCGGGCAAUCGUGAUACAAUAGGCUUGAUCACUGUCGACGUCGGCAACACAGUUGCCCAAACCAUCAACUCGCAAGUCAACAUCGCAGCCAACAGCCAGCAAUUCUCACAGGGAGCAACGCCAUUUGCAUCCUACACCUCGCCGUAUGACAGUAUCUGGAGGGCUGUCGAUGGCAUGGUGUUCCGCACCGCCGUGCCCCAGAACACCCGUUGGACGUCGUACAACAGCCCCAAUGCUCAAGAUUAUUUCGGCGUAGAUCUUCGACAGCCGCAGGCAGUUUCCAACGUCCGGCUGUAUUUCUACACCGAUGGCGGUGGCGUCCAAUUGCCCUCGAGUUACGAUCUCCAGUAUCUUUCUGGAAGCACCUGGACCACAGUCCCCGGCCAGCAACGCAGCUCAGCAUCUGCCACGUCAAACACAUUGACUCAAAUCACCUUCCCAACAAUCACCACAUCGCAGCUACGAGUCGUGGCCCCCAACGCCGGCGGCGGAACGGGCUGGGGUCUUUCCGAGUUUGAGGUGUGGACCGCAGCCAUAUACAAGAUACAGAACAAGAACAGCGGCAAGCUCAUGGCUGUUCAAAACGCAUCGACGGCCAACAGCGCCAACAUCCAGCAAUUCGAUGACAACGGCACGCGGGACCAUCUGUGGGAGUUUGUCAAGGCGCCUGGUGGGUGGUACAAGAUUAAGAACGUUAACAGCGGGCUCUUGCUUGCCGUGCAAGGGGCGUCAACUUCCAAUAGUGCGCAACUUCAGCAGUAUCAGGACAAUGGAACCGACGACCAUCUCUGGCGGGUGCAGUCCAACAGCGAUGGGUACUUCUUGAUACAGAACAAGAACAGCGGGCUGGUGGCUGGAGUUGAUGGAGAAUCGACGGCUAACAGCGCCAAUGUUGUCCAGUAUCAGGAUAAUGGGACUCCGGACCAUUUAUGGAGCUUGCUUGCAGCUGUUCCUGCUAGUUGA